AAUGUUUUGGCACUUCACACAACAAAGUGUUUAAGAAACAAAUACUGGGCCUUCCCCUCAAUAGUUUGCGCGCCAAAAGGCGAAAGCUCAAAAUAUGAAACAUCCCGCCCUUAUCCCACAUCUCCCCCUUAAUCAACGACAUCCCAGGAACACAAAAACUGAGUCAUAGAGAAGAGAAAGAAAAACACCGAAGACCCAAAAAAUGCCUACCACAAUUUUUGUCGCCCUCCAAUGCUGCCAAUGCUCCACAAUGCAGGUGAAGCAGCGGAAGAAGAGCAGCAACAAGUGGACCUGCGUUGUUUGUAAUCAGAAGCAAUCAGUGCUUAAGGUCUUUGCUCAGGGUCCCAUGGCUAAAGACCUCCGUAAGUUCGUCCAGUCUUUCAAUAUGUCCCCCAAAUUCACCGAUCAAAACCAACCCUCUGAUCCUACGUUGGAGUAUGAUAAUAAUUCUGAAGAUGAUGAUGGUGGUGAUCCGAAGAAUCAGAGGAAGAGGCGCACCGAUUGGACUGAGUAUCUUGACCUGGAGGAUCAUCAUCACCACAGAUUAGUUUUACAGGAAGAGGAACAAGGUCACAUCUACUUUGAAAAAUUCACUAUACUGCCAUUAAUACUACCAUAUUUAUUUAUUUAUUUGUUUGUUUAUGGCGUAGGGGAUGAUUUGAAGCCAAAGAUUGUGACAGAGUUGCCGCCAAAGGAGCAGCUCAAGAGACCCAAAUUGAGGAACUAUGAGAUUGGGGAAGGUGGUAAUCAUCAACUUUAUAAACCAGUUUUCUCAAAGAGAAAUAGCAGAAAGGAUACUAUGCUCAUUUCACGACAUGAGAAGCCAAUGGGGCAGCAGCCAUCAAUGGGUGAAAUGGACACAAGUGCUUCAAAAUGGAGUGACAUUUCAAUUGGAAUAAGUGAAAAGUCCAUGAGGGAUUGCAAGCCAGCAACAGCUAAAGGGAAUUCCAAGUGGGAGGAUUACAUGACCGAAGAUGAGGGUGAGAGUUUCAGACUUUGCACUGGUCGGAGAAACUUUGCAGAUCAUAUGAACAAAUGGGGUGAUGCUGUUUUGGAGACAGAAUCAAAAUGUCAAAUGGUAGAAGAUGAUAUCCACCCUGAUUUCAUGUGA
Messenger RNA from Durio zibethinus, 1111 nucleotides. RefSeq lists its product as uncharacterized. Gene Ontology annotation, molecular function: chromatin binding. The record is from RefSeq and is a predicted model, not a curated record. Gene Ontology annotation, biological process: mitotic G2 DNA damage checkpoint signaling. NCBI's taxonomy places the organism in Eukaryota, Viridiplantae, Streptophyta, Magnoliopsida, Malvales, Malvaceae. Gene Ontology annotation, cellular component: nucleus.